AUGGAUUUCGAUGCGAUCCUUGAAGACGUUGGCACUUUUGGAAAGUACCAGAAACUUAUAAUCUACUUUAUCCUGCUGCCUGCCGUCAUACCAUGUGGGUUCCAUGCGUACGCGCAGCUCUUUAUGGCUGCUGACGUCAAGCACUGGUGUAGAGUACCGGAGUUGGAGCCCCUAACUGAUACAGAACUCAUCAAAAACCUAAGCAUACCCUUAGAACUCAAAAAUGGUGUACUUGAGUACUCACAAUGCAACAUGUACAAUUUAAACUACAGUGAAAUUAUGAAAAACUAUUCAGAUAUAGCAAACAUAGAUCAAUCUACUGAAGUCAUGCCAUGUCAAAAUGGAUGGAAUUAUGAAACAACCACUUACAAGAGCUCUGUUGUGACUGAGUGGAAUCUGGUGUGCAACAAGGACUUUUUCCCAACUCUCGGUUUGGUACUUUUGGCUGUAGGAGGCAUUAUCGGCAACUACAUCUUUGGCUAUCUUCAAGACACCAUCGGCAGGAAGCCUUCCUUUUUUAUUUAUUUGGCUAUUGAGUGCAUAUUCGGAGUGGCAACAGCAUUUGCACAAAAUUAUGUCAUAUGGGUCGUUUACAGAUUUGGCGUCGGCUUUACAGUACCAGCUAUAAUGGCAACACCGUAUGUUUUAGCAAUUGAACUCGUAGGUCCAAAAUGCCGCACGCUAUGCACUAUUCUUUCGAAUAUCGCAUACUCUUUAGGACUUAUAUCUUUGGCCGGUGUGGUAUACUUAGUUCGGGACUGGCGUCAUUUAGCAUUGGCGACUACACUACCAUUUGCCAUCUUCUUUCUUUACAUAUGGCCGAUGCCUGAAAGUCCUAGAUGGCUCUUAGCAAGAGGUCAAUUUGAAAAAGCUGAAGCAAUUUUAAAAAAUAUGGCCAGAAUCAACGGAAAAUCUUUACCAGCAAACUACAUGGUACAUUUGCGACGAAAAUAUGAAUCAGACAAACUUAAGCAAGAUUUAGAAAAAGAAAAAUCGCGUAAAUAUGGAAUUAUGGAUCUCUUCAGAACCCCUAAUUUACGAAAGAAGACAAUCAUCAUUACAUUUAUCUGGUUCACCAACACUAGUGUUUAUGUCGGCCUCUCUUAUUACGCACCAGUUUUAGGAGGUGAUGAAUAUUUGAACUUCUUUUUGGCUGGUUUAGUUGAAUUACCGACUUAUAUGUUUCUGUGGCCGUCGAUGGAACGAUUAGGAAGGCGAUGGACACUCUGUAUGAGCAUGGUUGUUGGUGGAAUUGCGUGCUUAACAACUUUUUUGGUGCCUAACGUGACCUUAGCGCUUUACUGCGUGGGAAAAAUGGGAAUAUCAUCAGCAUUUGUCGUCCUGCCAUUGAUGGCAUCAGAAUUAUACCCAACUGUCGUCAGAGGACUUGGCAUGAGCUUGAGUUCGGUCUUAGGAAUGCUUGGUCCUAUAUUCAUACCCAUUGUUAAUUACUUGGGUUCGGAAAUAAUGGUUCUACCAUUAAUAAUAAUGGGUGCGUUGUUGGUUGCCGGUGGAAUAGCAAGUUUACUUCUUCCAGAAACACUUAACCAACAUUUGCCGCAGACUUUAGAAGAUGGGGAAAGAAUGGGAUUAGAUACGGAUUUCUGCUGCAGUCCUCCAGUUAAAGAGACCAAGACAUCUAUGGAGCAAGAAACUCAAGAAAAACACAAUCAAAUGAAGUGUAAAGAUUGUAAUGCAUUAUGUUCUUGCCAAAUGAUAAGCGUUACUCUGAAUGAAGAAUUGGCUACAGUUAUCGAAAAAAAUAGUGAUCAAGUUGAAUUUGUAGUAAUGAAAUAAAAUAAUAAACGUAUAA
Melitaea cinxia (Glanville fritillary) is the source of this 1813-nucleotide messenger RNA. Its product is annotated as beta-alanine transporter-like. Gene Ontology annotation, biological process: transmembrane transport. The transcript has 7 exons. Gene Ontology annotation, cellular component: membrane. Bases 1 to 1797 code for a protein of 598 amino acids. The record is from RefSeq and is a predicted model, not a curated record. NCBI's taxonomy places the organism in Eukaryota, Metazoa, Arthropoda, Insecta, Lepidoptera, Nymphalidae. Gene Ontology annotation, molecular function: transmembrane transporter activity.